Triticum turgidum subsp. durum (durum wheat) is the source of this 1875-nucleotide messenger RNA. Lineage: Eukaryota; Viridiplantae; Streptophyta; Magnoliopsida; Poales; Poaceae. The record is from the annotation of a GenBank genome assembly.
AUGUCUUCAACAAUCGGANNNCGGCCAGAUCCCGCGCCGGCGGCCAUGGAGAACCUGAUCUCGCUCGUCAACAAGCUGCAGCGCGCCUGCACGGCGCUCGGCGACCACGGCGAGGAGAGCGCCCUCCCCACCCUCUGGGACUCGCUGCCGUCCAUCGCCGUCGUCGGCGGCCAGAGUUCGGGCAAAUCUUCAGUGCUGGAGAGCGUUGUUGGGAAGGAUUUCCUGCCCAGGGGUUCAGGCAUUGUCACCCGUCGCCCGCUGGUUCUGCAACUCCAUAGGAUUGAUGGAGACAGGGAGUAUGCAGAGUUCAUGCAUGUCCCCAGGAAGAGAUUCACCGAUUUCGCCAUGGUGAGGAAGGAGAUAGCUGAUGAAACUGACAGACAAACCGGCCAUGGAAAGGGAAUAUCAUCUGUCCCCAUCCAUCUAAGCAUAUUUUCUCCAAACGUUGUGAAUUUGACUCUUAUUGAUCUUCCCGGGCUUACUAAAGUUGCUGUUGAGGGUCAGCCGGAGAGUAUUGUUCAGGAAAUUGAAAGCAUGGUUCGAGCAUUCAUUGAAAAGCCCAACUGCAUCAUUCUGGCUGUUUCUCCAGCCAAUCAGGAUCUUGCGACUUCUGAUGCUAUCAAGAUUUCACGGGAAGUUGACCCAAAAGGUGAACGGACCUUUGGUGUGCUCACGAAAAUUGAUUUAAUGGACAAGGGUACUGAUGCUGUUGAUAUACUGGAAGGAAGAGCUUACCGGCUCCAAUUUCCAUGGAUUGGUGUUGUCAAUCGAUCCCAGCAAGAUAUUAACAAGAGUGUGGACAUGAUUGCUGCUAGGCGUAGAGAGCGUGACUAUUUUGCAAACACACCAGAAUACAAGCAUCUCGCUCAUAGGAUGGGAUCAGAACAUUUAGCAAAGAGUCUAUCAAAGCAUUUGGAGUCUGUUAUUAAAUCAAGAAUCCCUGGUCUCCAGUCUCUUAUAACGAAGACAGUUGCAGAGCUGGAAACUGAACUUACUCGUCUUGGAAAGCCCAUUGCUAAUGAUGCUGGAGGAAAGCUGUACACGAUUAUGGAAAUAUGCCGCAUGUUUGAUGGCAUCUACAAAGAGCAUCUGGAUGGAGUGCGCCCUGGUGGUGAGAAAAUUUACCAUGUCUUUGACAAUCAAUUUCCUGUGGCAAUUAAACGGUUGCAGUUUGAUAAGCAACUGUCAAUGGAAAAUGUGAGGAAGCUCAUAACGGAAGCUGAUGGAUACCAGCCUCACUUGAUAGCUCCAGAGCAAGGAUAUCGGCGCCUCAUAGAAUCUUGUCUUGUUAGUAUCAGAGGUCCUGCCGAGGCAGCUGUUGACACGGUCCAUGGAAUCCUAAAGGAACUAGUCCACAAGGCUAUAAAUGAAACUCAUGAGCUCAAGCAGUUCCCCACUCUUCGUGUGGAAGUUGGCAAUGCAGCUUUUGAGUCGUUGGAAAGAAUGAGGGAUGAAAGCAAGAAGAACACAUUAAAGCUAGUUGAUAUGGAAACAAGCUACUUAACUGUAGAUUUCUUCAGGAAGCUUCCUCAGGAUGUUGAGAAGGGUGGAAAUCCAAGCCACUCUAUUUUCGAUAGAUAUAAUGAUUCUUAUCUAAGACGAAUUGGGACAACUGUUCUGGCAUAUGUUAACAUGGUAUCUUCAACAUUGAGAAACUCCAUCCCAAAAUCUAUUGUGUACUGCCAAGUCCGUGAGGCAAAGCGCUCAUUGCUCGACCACUUCUUUACUGAGCUGGGAGCAAGAGAGAUUAGGCAACUUUCGAAGCUCCUCGACGAGGACCCCGCGGUCAUGGAGCGGAGGACAAACCUCGCCAAGAGGCUGGAGCUAUACCGGAGCGCCCAAGCAGAGAUCGACGCAGUUGCAUGGUCAAAAUAA